Molecule: messenger RNA, 2642 nt
Organism: Momordica charantia (bitter melon)
Lineage: Eukaryota; Viridiplantae; Streptophyta; Magnoliopsida; Cucurbitales; Cucurbitaceae
Product: Regulator of Vps4 activity in the MVB pathway protein
Biological process (GO): protein transport
Source: RefSeq, a predicted model, not a curated record
AGGUGAACGGCUCACUCGAGUGGCUUUAGGAAGACACAGUGGAGUUGAUAGCUUCGUCUUCUUCCUCGCCUCCGCCCACCUCUCUUAGUUUCCAUUUUACUCCACUCUCUCUCUCUUCGAGCUUUGGUGAUGAAUCGUCUGCUAUUUGGGGGCUGAGAUUUAUCGCUUGAGGAGUGGAAGGAAGGUGAAGAUCGAAAGAUGUUGGAUGGUAUUCUCGGCCGGGGCUUUGCAUCCAGAUGCAAAUCCCUGAUUAAAUUAACCAAAAGUCGGAUCGAUGUGAUUCGGAGGAAGAAGAAAGCAACUCUGAAAUUUCUGAAGAAAGAUAUUGCUGAUCUACUCGCAAAUGGCCUCGACAUUAAUGCUUAUGGAAGGGCUGAGGGACUUCUAGUUGAAUUGACAAUUUCGUCCUGUUAUGAUUUCGUGGAGCAAUCAUGUGAUACCGUGUUGAAACAUCUUCCAAUUAUGCAAAAGCAGAGGGAAUGCCCUGAGGAAUGUCGCGAGGCUAUUGCAUCUCUAAUGUUUGCUGCCGCAAGAUUUUCUGAUUUGCCAGAAUUGCGUGAGCUCAGGCAACUUUUUCAGGAGAGAUUUGGGACUUCUUUGGAACAUUUGGAGAACCAAAAGUUUGUUGAAAAUUUAGCUUCCAAGCCUUUCACAUUGGAGAAGAAAGUUCAGCUAUUGCAAGACAUCGCAUUGGAGUUUUCAAUUAAGUGGGAUUCAGUGGGUUUUGAGAAGAGAAUGUCUACUCCCCCAGCCUAUGCUCAGGGUCUACCUAAAGAUUUUGGGUCUUCCAAUGCUGCAGUAGAAAAAGGUCGUUCCCAUGCGAAGGAAUUUGAUCCAAGAGUGGGGAAGGAUGGUACACCAUUCAAAGAAAAUUUUGAGCAUGGAAAUGGCAGGCCCAGAUUCGUCAAUCCCAGUGAUAGUACCAUAUCAGGAGGAAAAGAACUCAAGUUUCAGCCUAGACAGGAACUACCUGGAAAUGGACACGAGAAGAGGGUACAUAACAAAGAAGAGUCAAUUUUGAAAUCAGAUGGCCAUAUGAAUCAUUUUGGAGAGAAGAACGGUUCAACUAUUGGUAGGCAUGAAGCUAGUAAUGGGAUGGUGGGUUCUGCCCCCAGAACUGGUAGAAUGGGCAGUUCUUCUUCGAGUGAAGUAUUGGAAGAUGCAGACAAUCGACCAGUUGUGCAUAAUGGGAGAGAACCAACAGUUCCAGAUUACUUGAAAUUCGAUGGCCACAUAAAUUAUUUUGGAGAAAAGAAAGGUUCCGCUGUUAGUAAGCAUGAAGCUAGAAAUGGGAUAGUGGGUUCUUCCCCGAGAACUGUUAGAAUGGGCAGUUCGUCUUCAAGUGAAGUAAUGGGAGAUGCAGAUGAUAGACAAGCUAUGCAUAAUGGCAGGAAACGGGCAGUUCCAGAUUACUUGAAGUUUCCGCCUCACAAUAAUCCAGGUGUUGCUCCUCCUAGUGGUGCAGGAUUGCAGUUAAAGACGGACAUUAAAGAGUCAUCAUCCGGUAAUACUCAUGCUGGGCACAAUGGAUAUGUAGACUUACUGGGGAAAGCCGAGAAUGAUAAACAUCAUGGUUUGAAACCCAGCUACAACAGUUCCCUCCCUCCAUAUGUAAAAGCCCACUCUAGAAGGAAGGAUCAUAGGGAUAGGGGCCAUGUGGAAUCAUCACGUACAGGCCACGACAACAAUUGCGUCUCCACAGAUCCUCAGAAGCAUGUCAGGUCAGAAACGACUGCAGGUGUCAUCCAAUUAGAACCACGCCACUCUGAUCAUGAGAGGCAGGUUACUAGUCCUAUGAGGCCAAAUAGUCAUGGUGAGAUGGAUCAUGUCUUUGGUGCUAGAUUACCUCCUAAUGAUCUGCCAAAACCAAGAUCAGUACGUAGAAAACACCACAAGCCACGGUCCAGUCAUCCAGUCAACAAUGCUGAGGAUGAACAAGUGGUGAGAAGGAAGUCAAGAAGUAGUAGGAGAAGGGAUGAUAAACAUGGCUUGCAGCUGUUGGUUGACGAUGAGGAGAAUGAAAGGGAUGAAGAAGAAAGGAUAAUAGACAAGCUUUUGAUUCAUUACAGUAAGAAAGCCUCAACCUUUGAACCAGGAAAGAUGAGAAGGAAACCUAAAAGUCAUCAUGCUAUUGAAACUGGUACUCAUGCUGCAGAAUCCCCUUUGAAUCUAAACAGAGAUGGGGCCGAUAAGCAGGCAGAUACGGUUCAUCCACCGGCACGAUCAGUUUCCCUUCCUCAUGAACAACUGGGUCCAUCAGAAGCAACAAAAGUAUUUACACGAGCCGCUUCCUUUCAGCCAGAUCGGUCAAGUGCAGCCAAACAUGUUCAUCCUAAGUUGCCCGACUAUGAUGAUUUGGCUGCUCGAUUUGCAGCCUUGAGAGGAAGGUAAACAUAAUGCACCACCAUUCAAAGUUUGUCUUCUCUAUGGUUACCUCUCACACGAACUUUUACCCAUUUCUCAUUGUAAAGCCCUUGCGUCGUGUGUCUGUGGGGCUGCAUCUUGUCACAUCUCCCAUCGACAGUCAUUGGUUUUUAAUUAUUCAUACUGUUAGCCUGUAAUAGCGAUUGUACGAUUCCAAAAUUUCAAAUGAUACACAGAUGUUGAUAGCCAAAUGUAAGAUCGACCCAUUCCCGAGUUGA